UUCACAUUUUUCUAGAUUAGGAUAAGAUAAAGAUUGUGUGUUCACUAUCUACUUAAUUAUAGACUAGUAAGUGGGAAUGGUGACAGGAAUUGUUUUCUAAUAAAUAUGAUACCAUUGAUUCUGCUAUUAUUUGUGGCAUGGAGCUGCGCGGACGAGGUGGUGCCAAACCUGAGGGUGGACAUGCAGCCGCCGGAGGAGCUGCAGGCUGCGGCCACCAGAAACGUCCACACAGCCUUCAUCACCAUGCCGGUGGAUCAUUUUGAUCCACAGAACGCUGACACUUUCCAAAUGCGUUUCAUGUACAACGAAGAUUACUUCGGUGGCGAUGGGUAUCCGGUGUUCAUCUUAGUAGGCGGCGAGUGGAGCAUAGCGGAGGGCUGGCUCCGCGGAGGCAACAUGUUCCAAAUGGCGGUCGAGAAUAGGGGCUACCAGUUCUACACCGAGCACAGAUAUUACGGCCAGACCUUGCCUUAUACGGAGUUUACAGCCGAAAAUCUCCGCUUCCUCAACGUGGACCAAGCGCUGGCUGACCUGGCAUACUUCAUCAAGGAGCUGAAGAAACAGCCGCGAUUCGCCAACAGCAAGAUCAUAUUGUAUGGCGGCUCGUACGCCGGCAAUAUGGUACUGUGGUUCAAACAACGCUACCCUCACUUGGUACUCGGGACUGUGGCGUCUAGCGCUCCCAUUUUGGCUGAAGUUGACUUUACUGGUUACUUAGAAGUAGUUCACGACGCGUUCCUCUCAGAAGGAGGAGAGCAAUGUAUCACUACGAUCAGACAAGGGAUUCUGGACACGGUAGCCGCCAUGGAGACUGAGGCUGGAAGGCGCUCCUUGGAAGCAGCUUACAGACUGUGUGAACCUCUGGAUUACGAUGAUGAGUUAACCCUAGGGUACUUCUCCGGUAUGAUCACAUGGAGGUUCUCCGGCGUCACCCAGACGGCCUCUCCUGGCAGAAUCAUCACCGUUUGCAACAACUUCCGUACAAACGCCUACGGGGAAACGCCAAUGCAGAAAAUUGGUGGAUUUAUAGCAGUCGAGGCGGGUCUGCAAGAUUGUUGGUCGGGAUUAAACUUCCAAUCGCUGUUAAACUUAUACUCGUCUAACAACAAUAAUCGUGCUUGGUAUUACCAGACUUGCACUGAGUACGGAUACUUUCAAAACGCGCCUAGAUCAGGAACAGUUUUUGAUCCUUUGAAGUGGUUGGAUAUUUCCUUUUAUGCAGAAAUUUGCAAAGAGGCUUUUAAUGAAAGAUUCGACGAGUCUUUCAUCUUGUCGGCGGCGUCGCGCGUGAACCAGAUAUUCGGCGGGCUGCGGCCGGACGUCAACAACACCAUCAACAUCCACGGCACCAUCGACCCCUGGCACGCGCUCGGCGUCCACAACAGAGACCUCAAGGAGACCUCGCCCACUUUCACUGUGCCCAGGGCAUCUCAUUGCUUCGAUAUGCAGAACUGGUUGAGCACAGACACCAUCCAAAUGACUCAAGUGAAGCAAAACACGAGAAGAAUAGUGGGAAGCUGGCUAAACGAUUAGAUUGUUAUUAUCUAAUGUGUACGUACAGUAAAUAUAGAUUUUUAAACAUU
This is a messenger RNA of Plodia interpunctella (Indianmeal moth), 1583 nucleotides long. Its product is annotated as putative serine protease K12H4.7. Gene Ontology annotation, molecular function: serine-type exopeptidase activity; dipeptidyl-peptidase activity. Gene Ontology annotation, biological process: proteolysis. Bases 106 to 1533 code for a protein of 475 amino acids. The transcript has 10 exons. Lineage: Eukaryota; Metazoa; Arthropoda; Insecta; Lepidoptera; Pyralidae. The record is from RefSeq and is a predicted model, not a curated record.